This is a messenger RNA of Penicillium crustosum, 576 nucleotides long. RefSeq lists its product as uncharacterized. Bases 1 to 576 code for a protein of 191 amino acids. NCBI's taxonomy places the organism in Eukaryota, Fungi, Ascomycota, Eurotiomycetes, Eurotiales, Aspergillaceae. Gene Ontology annotation, molecular function: zinc ion binding. The record is from RefSeq and is a predicted model, not a curated record. The transcript has a single exon.
AUGGAUUCAAAUUCUCCUCAAAUCUUCAUUGAUCGUUUGAUCACAGAAUUGGCACAAACUGGACAUUCAAAACCCCUCAAACCACUGAUGUUAACAUUACACUGUCUAUUCCCAAAUGACUUCCUCCCUGCCCUUGAUAUUCUCGACCGCAAACUAGUUCGUCGCAUUGUGCGCUCAGAUCAAUCUGCUACAUCCCUAGAGAAACCCCAAGAUAUUUUCAUUGUGAUAUCUGCCUCCGCGCCGCCUUCACUUCCCGGUUCAUCAGUUUCCCAAGAAAAGGGCUACGAGGUUCGGCUGCGUGCCUGGAAUUGCAGUUGUCCUACAUUUACCCUGUCUGCGUACCGAGACUCUCAAAUCCCGGCGAAUCAUUCGACAAACGAACUGAAUCAGUUGGCCUAUUCAUUUGGCGGAACGCUAGCCUGUGGUACGGCUCGGGUGUCGCCUCCUACCUGCAAACAUAUCCUAGCCUGUAUUCUAUAUACACGGUGUCCUGAGCUGUUCGGGGUUGACGGGGAUGGCAAAUUCACCGUUUCCAAAGAGGAAAUGGCAGGCUGGUGUGCUGGUUGGGGUGGUUGA